AUGGGCAACGGCAUGAGCAAGGUGCUGCCCGGCCUCUACCUCGGGAACUUCAUCGAUGCCAAGGACCUGGAGCAGCUCAGCCGGAAUAAGAUCACCCACAUAGUUUCCAUCCACGAGUCCCCGCAGCCCUUGCUGCAGGAAAUCACCUACCUCCGCAUCCCGCUGCCCGACACGCCGGAGGCCAACAUCAAGAAGCACUUCAGGGAAUGCAUCGGCUUCAUCCACCAGUGCCGCCUGCGCGGAGGGAACUGCCUCGUGCACUGCCUCGCGGGCAUCUCCCGCAGCACGACCGUCGUCGUCGCCUACGUCAUGGCUGUCACCGAGCUGAGCUGCCCGGAGGUGCUCGAGGCCAUCAGGACGGUUCGCCCCAUCGCCAACCCCAACCCCGGCUUUCGACGGCAGCUGGAUGAGUUUGGCCGCGGCGCAGCGCGGAAGGUCCGGAGGCACCUGCGGCAGAGGUACGGGGCCGUCCCCUUCAAUGACGAGGAAGAAAUAAAGGCCCUGCUGUCCACGGAGAGAGGAGGAGCGGCCAGGGCGGAGGGAGCCCUGCAGGGACUGGUACCCAGAGCCCGGGAUGCCAAGAGCGGCGCUCCCUUGCUGCUGCGCGUGAAGAGGACGUUCUCCUGCAUCCCCGCGUGCCUCAAGUGA
Messenger RNA from Tinamus guttatus (white-throated tinamou), 648 nucleotides. RefSeq names its product dual specificity phosphatase 15 (gene DUSP15). Gene Ontology annotation, cellular component: cytosol; plasma membrane. Gene Ontology annotation, molecular function: protein tyrosine phosphatase activity. The record is from RefSeq and is a predicted model, not a curated record. Lineage: Eukaryota; Metazoa; Chordata; Aves; Tinamiformes; Tinamidae. Gene Ontology annotation, biological process: signal transduction; protein dephosphorylation.